AUGCAACCCGUACCACCUGCUUUUGGCGAAACAGGCCAGAAGUUCAGCGGACCGCCCCCGCCGUAUGGCCUGAACACAGACGAGACGCCUCCUCCGCCAGGUCCUCAAACAGCGUACGCGGCGCCGCCGCCAGCAACGGCCAUCAUCAUAACGGAGACUCAGCCGACACUCGGCCCGCACCCACAGGAUAUUCAGUGCCCCAGCUGUCACAACUUCGUCCGCACCCUGUGCACGCCGGUAGCCGGUCUGCUCACCUGGCUGUUGUGUCUGCUCGACAAACAUGGCGCCUGUUUGUCAAUGGGCGGUCAUCCGUCUCACUGUCGGAUAAUACCUUCGGUGACAGGUGACGAGCGAGACAACGUCAAACCUGCCCUCGGAUUUAUCGCCUACGUCAAUAACAGUUAUGAUUCAGUGAUGUCGUAA
Molecule: messenger RNA, 423 nt
Organism: Soboliphyme baturini
Lineage: Eukaryota; Metazoa; Nematoda; Enoplea; Dioctophymatida; Soboliphymatidae
Source: the annotation of a GenBank genome assembly